Molecule: messenger RNA, 414 nt
Organism: Heterostelium album PN500
Lineage: Eukaryota; Evosea; Eumycetozoa; Acytosteliales; Acytosteliaceae
Exons: 1
Coding region: 1-414 (137 amino acids)
Molecular function (GO): S-adenosylmethionine-dependent methyltransferase activity
Source: RefSeq, a predicted model, not a curated record
AUGAAAGAAAUUAAAAUACCAGAUGUUAAAAUAGAUAUGAAUGGAAUCAAUCUUCAAUUUGAACAUGGAAACUUCUUCCGAAAGUUCAAGGUUCCUUCGUCAUUAGACUGUAUAUGUACAAGUUUUUUUGUUGAUGUAGUGCCUGAUAUCGUUCAUCUAGUCAAGUACUGUAAGAUGCUAUUAAAACCAUCUGGUAUAUGGAUCAACAAUGGUCCACUCUACUAUCAUAAUACGUCAAAAAACGCACUUCACUUGACCGACGACCAACUUUUGUUGUUGCUGGAGGAGGAUUUUACAAUAUUGGAGCACUCUUUAAAUUCCUAUAAAUAUACCAAAAUCGAUUCCGUCAACUCUGUCGAGUUCAACAGAUGUCUUUGGUUCGUUGUCACACCAAAGAAUAUUAAUAAUGUUUAA